Striga asiatica is the source of this 1270-nucleotide messenger RNA. The record is from the annotation of a GenBank genome assembly. Lineage: Eukaryota; Viridiplantae; Streptophyta; Magnoliopsida; Lamiales; Orobanchaceae.
CAAAAACCGCGUAAUUGACUCAAUCCAAAAUUCCAAACCCUCGACCAGAUCACUACAUCUGCAGUCCCCGCACCACCGCCGCUGCCGCCAUGACCACCCUCGGUCUGCCUUCCGCCUCUAUCGGCAAACCAUCCUCUCACGUUCCAUCUCUGCAAAUGGCACAACCUAUCAAAUCCCAAUCCGCCAGAUUGUUUCCAUCCACACACAACCACCUGCUUUCCUGUUCUGCUCCUCCCAGAAUGCCCAUGGCAAUUUCUGGUAGUACCUCCGUGUCCUCCAUUAAAUCGUCGUCUUCUAGGAGGAGCACCGAUCCAAUAAUAGUCAUUGAUAAUUACGAUAGCUUCACUUAUAAUCUAUGUCAAUACAUGGGAGAGGUGGGUUGUGAAUUCGUGGUGUACCGAAAUGACGAGCUCACUGUUGAUGAUCUAAAACGGAAAAACCCAAGGGGUAUACUAAUAUCACCUGGACCUGGUACACCUCAAGAUUCUGGAAUAUCCCUACAGACAGUUCAGGAACUUGGACCUACUGUUCCACUAUUUGGUGUGUGCAUGGGGUUGCAAUGCAUUGGGGAAGCUUUUGGAGGGAAAAUUGUGCGAUCUCCUUAUGGAGUUGUGCAUGGAAAAAGUUCUCCUGUCUAUUACAAUGAAGGUGGGGAAGAUGGCUUGUUCGCCGGCUUAUCAAACCCUUUUACUGCCGGUAGAUACCAUAGCCUUGUGAUAGAAAAGGGAAGUUUUCCAAGUGAUGCCCUUGAGAUAACCGCGUGGACAGAAGACGGGUUGAUAAUGGCUGCUCGUCACAAAGUAUAUCGACAUGUACAGGGCGUUCAGUUCCACCCAGAAAGUAUCAUCACCACCGAGGGCAAAACCAUGGUUCAUAAUUUUAUAAAACUGAUUGAGAGAAUGGAAGCUGAAUCCAGGAAGUAGAAUUUCCCUCUUUUAUGGAAGUAUAAAUUCGAAGUACAAAUGUAAGCAGUCAUUGGGUGACCAGUUUAGAGCAUCGACGUCCCUUUUGUCCUGAAAGGGUGGUGUGUUAUAGCUUGAUCUACUCUUUCCCCAAAGGUUGUUUUAGGUUGUGUCCAUUUAUGGAUGGACUUUUCAUGCCUGAUAAAUUCUUGUAGGAGCUUAUAGAUAUCAAUACCUUGUCACAGCACAGAAUUCUCUCAGCUACUGCUUUAUGUAACUUCUGGUUUCUUCUUUUUNAUCCAAUUAUUUUUUUUUUUAUCAUUAUCAUAUAUUGUGAUAAUCUCCCGAUCAAUUUAAUUUAUCGCGAU